AUGCCGGAGCCGCCGGUCGAGCGCGUGGUGGUGCACCCGCUGGUGCUGCUGAGCGUCGUCGACCACUUCAACCGGAUCGGGAAGGUGGGCAACCAGAAGCGCGUCGUGGGCGUCCUGCUGGGCUCGUGGCAGAAGAAGGUGCUGGACGUGUCGAACAGCUUCGCCGUGCCCUUCGAUGAGGACGACAAGGACGACUCGGUGUGGUUCCUGGACCACGACUACCUGGAGAACAUGUACGGCAUGUUCAAGAAGGUCAACGCACGGGAGCGGAUCGUGGGAUGGUAUCACACCGGUCCGAAGCUGCACAAGAACGACAUCGCCAUCAACGAGCUGGUGAAGCGCUACUGCUCCAACUCGGUGCUGGUGAUCAUCGACGUGAAGCCCAAGGACCUCGGGCUGCCCACCGAAGGCUACAUCUCCGUGGAAGAGGUGCACGACGACGGCACCCCGACAUCCAAGACCUUUGAGCAUGUGACCAGCGAAAUCGGAGCGGAGGAAGCUGAGGAGGUCGGGGUGGAGCACCUGCUCCGUGACAUCAAGGACACCACCGUGGGCACCCUUUCCCAGCGCAUCACAAACCAGGUCCAUGGUUUGAAGGGACUGAAUUCCAAACUCCUUGAUAUCAGGAGCUACCUGGAGAAAGUAGCUGUGGGCAAGCUUCCCAUUAGCCAUCCGAUCAUCUAUCAGCUCCAGGAUGUCUUCAACCUCCUGCCGGAUGUCAGCCUGCAAGAGUUUGUCAAGGCUUUCUACCUA
Molecule: messenger RNA, 753 nt
Organism: Ailuropoda melanoleuca (giant panda)
Lineage: Eukaryota; Metazoa; Chordata; Mammalia; Carnivora; Ursidae
Product: 26S proteasome non-ATPase regulatory subunit 7-like
Exons: 1
Biological process (GO): proteasome-mediated ubiquitin-dependent protein catabolic process
Cellular component (GO): proteasome regulatory particle; proteasome complex
Molecular function (GO): metallopeptidase activity; protein binding
Source: RefSeq, a predicted model, not a curated record